Molecule: messenger RNA, 1800 nt
Organism: Rhodotorula graminis WP1
Lineage: Eukaryota; Fungi; Basidiomycota; Microbotryomycetes; Sporidiobolales; Sporidiobolaceae
Exons: 1
Coding region: 1-1800 (599 amino acids)
Source: RefSeq, a predicted model, not a curated record
AUGGCAGACCGCCCAUCCCCGCUCCUGCGACUAUCGCCCGAGCUCCUCGACCACAUCGUCCUCCUGUCGCUCCCGCCCAAACCUCGCCCGGCACGCCUCGCCCUGUCGUCCCUCCUGCGCGUGUGCCGCACCCUCGCACCGGUCGUCAGGCGCCACCUGUACCUCAAGCUCUCGCUCGUCGUCGCCGCGCCCUCGGGGCAAGACCUCAAGCUCGUCGCCCUCCUCCGCGCCGGCGUCGCAGGCCACCUCGUCCGCAUCCUCAAGGUCCGCGCGCCCGAUCCGGACCCGUCCUCGACCCUGUUUGACGACCCGGACGUCGACCCGGUCACGGCCCUCGUCCCGCAGCCGCGCCUCGCCCAGCCCGAGACGCUCGACCGCGUCGCCGAGGCCCUCGAGCUCAUGCCCCGCGUGCGCCACGUCGAGCUCGACCUGCGCGUCGGCGCCUGGCUCGAGGGCGACGUUGCGCCGGAGGGCGACUUUGGCGAGCCCGCCGCCGUGCGCGACGCGCAGCUCGCACGCCUCGAGCGCGCCCUCUCGGCGUGGGGCGCGACGCUCGAGACGGUCAUCGUCGCUGUCGAGGAUGUGCAGCAGCGCCUCCAGGUGUGGGCCGACCCGGUGCUCGGCCGCGCACCGCACGUCGCGGCCCUCGGCGCGUGGGACCACCUCACGGCGCUUGACCUGUGGCGCGUUCGCCUCGUCCUCACGGCGGCGCCGGGCGCGCCCAACGACGGCGACGGCGCCGGCGACCCGCCGCUCGAGGGCCGCAUGUCGCCCCAACCGCGCUUCCGCCUGCGCUUGCUGGUCCUCACGCAGUGCGAGCUUGGCGGCGCCGACGAGCUGCGGUGGCUCCUCGGCAGCACGGCGACGGGCGACGCCGAGCGCAGCAGCUGCCUCACCGACCUCCAGCUGAGCGAGGUCGCGUUCGCGCACCACGCGCGGUCGAGCGGCCCGAUGCUCGCAGUGCUCGGGCGCGACCGGGUCACCAACGACGAGCCGGCGUUCACGCGCUCGUUGAGCAGCCUCAGCCUCCUCCUCGAGCACCCGAUCGUCGGCGACAGCGACGCCGAGAGCAGUACUACGACGACAGACGGGCUCCUCGCGCCCUUUCACGCCGUCAAGGAGGUCGUUCUCGGCGGGCCGGGCGUCGACUACCCGCUCCUCGCGUCCCUCUUUCCCUCGCCGUCCCCCGCCAAUGCCCCGACCUCGUCCACCACCCCGAGCGAGCUCGUGUCCCUCACCCUCCAGUGCCUCACGCACCCGUCGAUCCCGCUCGCCGCCCUCGUCGCCCUCCUGCGCCCGUCGCGCAUGCCGCCCCGCCUGCGCACCCUCACGCUCCACGAGGCGUGGCACUACCCGCGCCAGAUGCCGUGGCACGUCCUGCGCACGACGACCGAGCCGCGCUGGACCGCGUUCGAGGACGACGAGGCGUGGGACGACGUCGAGCGCGCGCUGAGGAGCGUCGCGAGGAGCCGGAGGAGGGGCGGCGGCGGCGGGGUCGGGGCGGCGAGGGACGGCGUGCGGUUGUGGAGGAAUCGGGCCGAGGUCCGCUACCUCGCUGGGCUCGGCGACCACUCGUCGGACGAGGACGAGGGCGACGGCGACGGGAGCGAGGGAGGACGGGGCGACGGCAGCAGCGAGGCCGGGACGGACGCGAGCGCGUCGCCCGACCCGAACGCGCUCUUUGUCCCGGCCGCGAGCGAGGACGGCGACGACGAGAACGAGGCCGACUGGCUCGCGCGGCGCAGGAGGGAGGCCGACGAGGAGGCUGGGCACGGCGUGCGGUGGGACAGCGACGAGUGA